Exophiala spinifera is the source of this 1092-nucleotide messenger RNA. RefSeq lists its product as uncharacterized. The transcript is spliced from 3 exons. Lineage: Eukaryota; Fungi; Ascomycota; Eurotiomycetes; Chaetothyriales; Herpotrichiellaceae. The coding region runs from base 1 to 1092 and encodes 363 amino acids. The record is from RefSeq and is a predicted model, not a curated record. Gene Ontology annotation, molecular function: dioxygenase activity.
AUGGGAUCCAUAGCCCCAGCAGAUGAUACACCCCAGACAGGGACCGAGUUCCCGUUCCCUAUUGUGUCCUUCCAACCCUUCCUGGACGCGACUCCAGAAGGCAAGAAGGAGGUGGCAGAUCGUCUAUACGAUGCCUUCCACAACUUCGGAUGGGUCUACCUGAAGGACUUUGGUAUCUCCCAGGCCGAGAUCGAUGAGAUGUUCCGCAGGAGCAAGCAAUUCCACGACCAAUCGAUCGAGUGGAAGGAAAAAUUCAGACUGAAUGAUCCUUCAGUAAGCCAAGGGUACACCGCCGACGGCGCUGAGUCCAGCGACCCUCACGGCGGUCGAAGCCACAAAGAAUGCUAUGAGCACCGCAAGGUGAACAAGCUCUGUCCUGCUGCUGGUGAGCUGGACGAGUGGACUCACUGGGCCGAUUCCUUCUACAAGAAACUGCUCGACUUGGCGGGUCAAGUCGCCUCCGCCCUCGCCAUGGUCCUGGGGGAAGACGUAGACGAAUUCCGAAGCAAACUCGGCCAGCUCGACGGCCAGCUACGACUGCUCCACUACAUGCCCGUGGCACGCAAGACUCUCGAGUCCGGGCGCAACUUCCGCAUCAACCCGCACUGCGACUAUGGUCUCUUUACCCUCCUCUUCCAGGAUACGGUGGGCGGUCUCGAAGUCGACCGGUUCCACGAUGGCAAGUUCGUAUCAGCCACGCCUAUUCAGGGAACCUGCGUCAUCAACGUCGCCGACAUCCUCCAGCGUCUUUCCAACGACGGUCUUCGCUCCACGCGCCACCGUGUCAUGGCACCAAAGCUGUCUCAGAAGCAGCUGGACGCCCUUGGCCCCGAUGGAUACCUACCCGCUCGGUAUUCCACGGCGGUCUUUGUCCAUCCGAACCGUGGCUUCCUGAUCGAUCCUAUCGUCAAAGAGGGUGACGAGGCUCACUACGAGCCUUGCGUGGCUGGCUUGUGGAGAGACGCCAUAACCGCGAAGAACUACAGACUGCCUAUCCCGAUGGACACCCCUGAGCAGAUCCAGGCGGCCAAGUGUGUGGAAAAUCGUUACAUGAUGGCCGCGAAUAUUGAGAAGAAGCCUCGUGUUAUUUGA